CCAUCAUCUAGCAAUUUAACUAGUGACUUUUCAAUCUCUGAUACUCCACAAAUUUCUUCCCUCAGGUCUCUCUCUCUCCUCUCACACCGCGUCACCGCCCCCGCCCCCCCCCCCCCCCCCCCCCCCCUCACAGUUCCAUUCUCUUCUCGUUUUCCCUUCGUCUCACUCUCACACGAAAACCAGUUCUCGUCGCGGCGGCGCACUCGUCAGUCGCUGCCGUCGCCGCCUCCGUUGACGUCGGAGGUUCCUUCAACACCAAAUUAAAAGUGAUGUCUUUUACUUUUAUACCACAAUGAUUCAGUGAAAGGAGAUAGUGCUUUGUGUGCCUUGAAGUUCAAUUACCCUUCAACCUCUGGACUUAAUUUUCCUUUCUUCUUCCCUUCAUUCCAAUCUGUUACCCAUAGUGUUUUCUAGAACCACAAAAUGCUUCAACACCAAAUUGUUCAGUCCCCUGCUAUGCUAGGCCUUGCAAAUCCUAACUCCCCAUCAAUUCCGAACCCUACCCCUCCAAAGCUCCCUCCAACACAGACCCAUCACCCCCAAGACCGCAACUCUUCAACCCCUUCUUCAGCUCUCUUGUCUCUCCUCCCACCUCACCCCAGAGCCCAAGCACUUCUUGCCCAAAUGGCUUCCUUAGCCUCCAAGCUCUUUGAAGUUUCCCCCAAUCGGUCCCUUUGGGUCACUGCCUUUCGUGGAUCCCUUCCAACUUUCCUCUCUUCCCAUUCGUCUACCCCACUUGACACUUCUCCUUCUGAUGGCAAAGAAAUCAUCUCCCUUUUAACUGUUCUCCAAACCCAAAUCUUUGAAGCUAUUGCUGAACUCCAAGAGAUUCUGGACCUUCAAGAUGCCAAGCAAAAGAUUGACUGCGAAAUUCACUCCCAAGAUUCAACACUACUUGCAUUUGCCAACAAACUCAAAGAAGCCGAGAGUUGCCUCGACAUCCUUGUUGAUGAUUACUCCGAUUACCACCGCUCCAAGCGAUCAAAAUCUGGAGAUGAUGAUUCAAUGACUUCAUCAACCAUCUCGUCUCAGCUGAAGCUGUCGGAUAUGUUAUCAUAUGCCCACCGGAUAAGUUACACCACCUUUGCACCACCAGAAUUCGGAGCUGGCCAAGCUCCUCUCCGUGGCGCACUGCCACCUGCACCACAAGAAGAGCAAAUGAGAGCUUCACAGUUGUAUAAUUUUGCUGACCUUGAUGUUGGAUUGCCUAAAGAAGUUGAAACCAAGGAGAAAAUUGUUGAAGCUAUUGUUGAGCCUGCACCACAGGUGGAUACUAAUACAGUUCCGAAUUUGUCUGCAUUUCAAGGGAUGUUACCUCCGAUGCCACCUGGCUGGAAGCCGGGAAUGCCUGUGCAAUUGCCUAUUGAUUUGCCUCUUCCCCCGCCUGGGUGGAAACCAGGGGAUCCUGUGCCGUUGCCUCCCAUGGACUCGCUUCAAAUACCGAGAUUUGCAGAGCAACAAAUGCAACCUCACAUUCCUCAGCCCAAGCAACCAGAAGUUAUUCAAGUGCAGCCAGUUAAUUUGGACCUUGGAGGAAGUGAUACUAGUGAUUAUAGUAGUGAUGAUGCCAGCUCUGAUGAUGAAGAUUGACAAGUUUGUGAAACUGAUCAAUCUCAAAUUAAUAACUCUACAGGGUGAGGGAUUUUGCACUUGAUUGUUAUGUCACUGUCAAGUGUCAUGUUAUAUAUACUUCUGUCCAUUGUUUACUAAGCAUUGAGCUUUAAUAUGAUGUUUUCAGCAUCGAUAGGCUGAGUUGAUUGAAGUAAUGACAUAGCAUUUCAUCACCUUGUUGGCCUUUUUAGUAUUUUUUGUGUAAUGGGGACAUAUCCUCUGUCUCUGCUGGGGGCUUAGUGUUUCUGCUAUAGGCCCUAGAAAGCACAAAGCAUAUCUGUGCUUUUAUAACGCUGAAAAUAUCAAUAAGCUUUGCGCCUAUACUAGUGGAGGGUUGUGUUUUCCAAGCUAAAAUGUAUCUGGUUCUGAUAUAGACAAUAAUGUAAGCUGCUAAUAUAUUACUAUGAAAAAGAAUAUACAUCUUAUCGGCCUAA
Messenger RNA from Glycine soja, 2045 nucleotides. RefSeq names its product mediator of RNA polymerase II transcription subunit 4-like. Gene Ontology annotation, biological process: regulation of transcription by RNA polymerase II. Lineage: Eukaryota; Viridiplantae; Streptophyta; Magnoliopsida; Fabales; Fabaceae. Gene Ontology annotation, cellular component: core mediator complex; mediator complex. The record is from RefSeq and is a predicted model, not a curated record. The transcript is spliced from 2 exons. The coding region runs from base 424 to 1590 and encodes 388 amino acids. Gene Ontology annotation, molecular function: transcription coregulator activity.